Molecule: messenger RNA, 2023 nt
Organism: Sebastes umbrosus (honeycomb rockfish)
Lineage: Eukaryota; Metazoa; Chordata; Actinopteri; Perciformes; Sebastidae
Exons: 2
Coding region: 509-1537 (342 amino acids)
Source: RefSeq, a predicted model, not a curated record
CCAAAGCAAAACAAAAGGCUCAUGGGAGUUAUCUACAUUAACAGACCUUCCUUUGUAGACCCUUAUCAAUUCUGCAUUUGUGUAAAACCAUUAUCAAACAUCCCUAAAUAACUGACGAUGAUUGAACGAUAAGAAAAAUGUUAGAAUGUGUACUUAACAGCUAUUUCCUGCCAGUUUUCAGGUUUUAUGGGUCAGUGCAAAGCUAAUGCUAGAUGCCUCAAAUAUUUAAUUUAUACAGUAAAAUGUAAAAUAAAUGAGACAUUUUGUUACAGUGUGAAAGCUAAAGCACUUUUAGAAUUUGAAUCACUUUCUGUUGCACUGCGGCUCAGAAAGCACAAGCCACAAAGUCAUUUUUAACGUAUGCUGGCGGGGUUAAGACCACAGAAAUAUAAAAAAAGUCCUUCACAGUGAGCGGCCGUGUCCAUGCAGCGAACAUCAUUUCUUAGAGAUUUGAGUCAAUCGGCAGCGUGGAUACAACACAGAAGACGAGCGGGUGACGGAAACAAUAAUGUCUGAACAAAGCAUCGCCACUGAGAUGAGCACCACACCUCCGUUUUCCAACAGUUCCACCAUCAUGGACACCUCCUUUAUCUUUGAAUUAGAGGAAAUCGCAGCCAAUGACAUAACCUCCACGGCGAACUAUGUCUACAGUUUCUUAGCAGUGCUGGGCUUCCUCACCGGCUGCUUCCUGCUCUACAGCUUCAUCCAGACCUACAGAGACCAGAGGCGGCUGACCGAGCUCGACUGCCUGCUCUGGGCCUUUUGUGGCCUCCAGCUGCUGCUGGUGCUCCUCUCUAUCCACGCUGUGGCCUACAGACCUGGCUACCUGAUUACCACACAUCUGGGCUGUGCUGCCCUCUCCUUCACCAUCAACGCAGUCUCUCUGUGCGGCCUGCUGGUCUUAGUGCUCAUGGCUUACGUCCUAACUUUGGAUCCGCCGUCCCACGCCAUGCUGUGGAAGCCUUGGGUGUGUGCGGCUCUGGUGGUCCUGACUUCUAUCCUGAUUUCUCUGCUGCUGGCUGGGCUUCGUGGACCCACAGAUGGUCUGCAGGAAGAAGGCAAGUGUUUUAUGGAUCCAGUCCGUGCUGGUGUGUUGUACGCAGCUGCUAGAUUGUUCCUGGUGUUUCUGUUUCCCUACACCCUCCAACUGGAACUCCUGAUAGGUGACUGCGUCCGGCAGUGGAAAUCUAAAGGACGUUUCCUCUCCGGCUCCGAGGAGGGUCUCGUGUUCCUGGCGGUUACCGUGGUCGUGUUUUUCUGCCAGCUCUUCUACAGCGUGGUGCUGUUGAGAGGAGCACAUCUACAAAAGCUAGAGCAGAACGGGCUGAGCCAUCACGAGCAAGAGUUUCUGAGCGUGGCUGAGUUUGUGCUGUUCUCAGGAAGCAGCAUCAGCCUCCUGCUGGUGCUGGUCAUUAAGUUUGUGUAUAAUUUCCACAAAUUGUUUAGGCAGAUGAGGGACUGCUGUCGAAGCCUGGGGCGCACGCAGCCCAACAGAAACAUCGAGAUCCCAGACACCCUGCAGGACAUAGAGUCAUAGAGGACAAAGACUAUCAUAAUUGAGAACAGAACUCUUCUGAUGCAUCCAAAUAAAGACUUAAGAGAUCUGAUGUUUUAGAUAUAUUCUCAAUCUAACUUUUACAUGUUUUACGUGUUUCUUUUUCUGUUAAGUGACAAUUUAAAUGUUUUCUAUGCAUGUAUGCUCCUGUUUAGUGGCUCCAGUGUACAAAAGUUUGCAAAACAAUUUUUGAAAUUUAAUUUUUUUUAAAUAAAUGUUUGUUGUUCUUUUUUAUAAAAAAUAAAUCUUUCACAUUUGUGUACUUAACAGUCAUUUCCUGCCAAUGUUCAGGUUUUCUGGAUCACUGCAGGACUAAUGCUCGAUGCCUCAAAUAUUUAAUUUCUAGAGUAAAAUGUCAAAUAAAUGUGACAUUUUGUUGUGCUACAUGAAGACGUGGGUGAUAAAGCACCUUUUUUUGAGUUUGAAUCACUUCCUGUUGUGCUGCAGCAAAGAGGGACGUUUCCUGUA